Messenger RNA from Cyanistes caeruleus (blue tit), 3286 nucleotides. The record is from RefSeq and is a predicted model, not a curated record. NCBI's taxonomy places the organism in Eukaryota, Metazoa, Chordata, Aves, Passeriformes, Paridae.
GCCGCUCCGCGGCACGACAAGCAAUAAUAAAGAUGGGAUUUCUCUGGAUGAUUGAGGAAGACCUUGUUUUGGGCUCUCUGCUUCUUCCAGCCAAACACCAAGAAUCUGGGGAUCACAGCAAAACAUCCUGGCUUUCUCUCCCCUUGCCAGUGCUUGAGGAACUCAGAGGUGGUCCUGCCCCCAGAACCAGUGACUGUAGAAAUGGGUUCCCUCACAAGCACUUGGACCAAUGCCAUCCAGUGCCUGCUCAGCUGCAGCUCCUCCAGCCACACUUGGGAUUCCUUGGUGUGCAGGUUGAGCUAAGGGGCUGCCAGGAUGGUGCUGCAUCAGCAAGGACCCGUACUCAGGGAUCAGAACGGGAACUUCCAAGGCUGUUUCAUGUACCCCUAGCUGCAAGCAGGAGCCCCAGACAGUGGCAUGGCGCUGGACAGUCCUUGCGGGUGUGAAGCCUGAGUGCAGUGUUGCUGUCAAGCUGACUGGCAGGACUGCUUGCCCCUGGAGCCUGCACAGUGGUCCUGGCUCCCCGGCAGAAUGCUGAACCCUGGGCUGGGGAGCAGGCCCUGUUCCCUGCCAGCUCCAGGCUUGCUGCAGCUUGUUGGCUAAAGGGUCCCAGCACAGCCUGCUGAACAGGUUGGGCUGCACCCUGUGCUGCCUCUUCCCCUGGCACCAUGCCUUGCCUGGGGACACAACCAGAAGCCCCACAGUGUCCCAGCACUCUGGGCCACCUGCCAGGGUACCUGGACACAAAGGCUUCGGUGCUCCAUCCCCUCGGGGUGGGGCGGUGUGUUGGGCAGCCUGUGCCAACACACUGUGUGUAUCCUCCGCAGGACACCUGACCUUUGCUCGCUCUGGGACAGUCUGCUGCUAUGGCAGACCCCCCUGGCUGCUGCUCUGCCUGUGCCACCUGCCUGCUCUGCCCCUACAGCUGCCAGUGGAUCACUGCCAAGAAGGAGAAGAGGAAGGGCCUGAGAACCACUAAGUAUGACUGCAGCUGGUUCAUUUUCCUCUUCUGUGUCUUCCUCUUCACGUUGGUGUGGCUCUACUUCGCUAUCAUCAUCCUCAAUGAUUUCCACAACUUCAACGAGUUCAUCUUCAGGCAGAGGAAGCUGUGGCUAGACUGGUCCCUGGUCCUGCUCAUAGCUACAGCUGUGCUGAUCAGCUACUCGUCUGUGCUGCUGGUCCUGGCUUUGUGCUUGCAGCUCUGCGGCCAGCCCUUGAAGCUUCACUGGGUGCACAAGGUCCUGCUGAUCCUUACUGCCCUGGUGGUGGCUGCAGCCUUCACAGGGCUGGGAGUAAAGUGGGCAGAAGAGUGGAAAAGUGCUCGUAUCUCCCUGCAGGCAACAGGUCCUUUUCUGCACAUUGGAACUGUGGGGGGAAUGACGCUCCUUGCCUGGCCCCUGGCCAGUUUCAUCUACCGCACCCGCAGUGCAGGUCUCAAGGUGUUUCUGCUGCUCGUGUACUGUGCAGCGAUGAUUGCACUAUACCUGGCUCCCCUGGGAAUCACCUCCCCUUGCAUCAUGGAGGAGAACCAGCUUCCCCCCAAGCCAGCCCUAGUUGGCCAUCGAGGAGCACCCAUGCUGGCCCCUGAGAACACCCUCAUGUCACUCCACAAGGCGGUGGAAUGCGAUGUGCAAGUCUUUGAGACAGACGUCAUGGUGAGUGCUGAUGGGGUCCCAUUCCUCAUGCAUGAUGAGGAACUCACCAGGACCACCAACGUGCAGGCUGUGUUCCCUGAGAGGGCUGCCCUGAACAGCACUGCCUUCAACUGGACAGACCUCCAGCAGCUGGAUGCUGGCAGCUGGUUUCUAGAGCGGAGACCAUUUCCCACUGUGCAGAGUCUUUCCCCUGGUGAUCGCAAGGAGGCAGCUAAACAGAGGAUCCCGUCCCUGGGACAGGCUCUAGAGGCAGCCAAGCAGAGCAACAUCUCCAUCAUGUUUGACCUUCGGCCUGAGAACCACAGUGACUACCAGAACUUUGUCAACGUCACCCUGGGAGUGAUUUUACAAUCAGGCAUCCCGCUGCAGCAGGUCCUCUGGCUUCCAGAUGGGUUCAGGGAAGAUGUAAAACAGCAGGCCCCAGGUGUCCAGCACAUCUAUGGCCGGAAGAGACUCGAGAACGAGAAGGAGCCAGAGCUGCACGUCAAUCUGCCCUACCAGGACAUGAGCUCUGAGGAGAUCAGGCAGUACCGCCAGGACAACAUCUCUGUCAACUUGUAUGUGGUGAACCAGCCCUGGCUCUUCUCAGUCCUGUGGUGCUCAGGGGUGAGCUCUGUCACCACCAACGCCUGCCAGGUGCUGAAGGAAAUGAAACACCCCAUCUGGCUGCUUCCCAGCAGCACAUACUUCAUGAUCUGGAUCGUUGUAGACUGUGUUUCCUUCCUUAUCAUCAUCUGGGCCUUCGUCUUGAUGAAGAAAUGUUCCCACAGAAGACGGCCGGCGGAGUCUGAGACGGAUGUGCUGCUCACAAAGAUCAACAGCUUGAUGCAGGAGUGACCCCUCUCGCCUGUCAGCCGUGGGGAGAGGCAGCCAGAGGCCUGCACAGUGGGGAGCACUCCUCAGGCCAGCUUCGAGGCUCCUUUCCUUUUCAGACUCCUUCCUGAGCCUCCCUUCUACCGUGGCCUUCCUGGCUCCUUUCAUGGUGCUCAGCUGCCCUCAGCUGAAAAGACUUGGAACUGAGUUGUCAUUUCCCACUGGUAGCGGGGAACUAAAGCUUUGCAGGGUGGCCUAGGGGCAGAAUACUUACCCAGCAGUGCUGGAGCUGAGACCUCUCCCUUGGGGUUUGGACAGGAGCAGGGAUUUGGGUUGCUCUUUGGUGCAGGGGAAGGGCUGUCUCUGCCUGUUGUCAGCACCUGUGCAGCCAGUGAUGGGACACCUGGUUUAAGGACUAUUCCCUUGGGGGCUGCCCUGUCCCGCGGCUUGAGGAAUAGGAAGCGGGGUGUGGAGUGGCUUUUCACACAACAAAGGGGAAGCCGAGCUCUUCACCCUGCCAUCCUGGACAGAAAUCCUGUCCCUGCUGCUGCUGGCUUCAUGUUCACGGGACAGGGUCCUGGCACUCCAAGCAGCAGUUAAUGCCUGUUGCUCGGGAGACAAAAGGCUGGGGGUGGUGGGUGUCAGGGGCUGGCAGGACCGCGCUCACGCUCCUGCUGCUGCUGCAGGGCAGCAGAGGGAGCGGUGGGACUCGGCAUCGGUCACGUUGCAGCAGGGCCUUGAACACGGAGAGGGGUAUCGGGUCAGUCUGACUUGUUGCUGUCUAUUUAUGUCAAUAAAGCAGAGGAGCGGCAGACAGA